This is a messenger RNA of Culex pipiens pallens (northern house mosquito), 986 nucleotides long. It is a transcript of the gene Vlet, whose product is annotated as COMM domain-containing protein 10. Lineage: Eukaryota; Metazoa; Arthropoda; Insecta; Diptera; Culicidae. The transcript has 2 exons. The record is from RefSeq and is a predicted model, not a curated record. The coding region runs from base 329 to 934 and encodes 201 amino acids.
CAAUUUUCGACAUUUCAAGAUUGGACUUUUUGGGAUUUCGACUUCGAAUUAGAAAACCCAAAUUUUUUGAUCUUUUCUAAAACAAAUAUUGCAAAAAUUUGCUUGACCUCGCUAAAAAAUAAAACGCAACAUUUCUUUUUUUGUUUCUUGACCGUUUAAAUAAUUUGGACAAAAUGUGUGUUCCAAAAUGGCGCAAACAAUGUUUAUCUCUAAACAGUAUGCUGCUAGAGUACACCAAUAUUUCAAAGCGUAAUCAAAAGUAAAAAAUUGUAUGACGUUGUGCAGGAACAAAACAAAUUUAAAAAUCUGAUAACUCUUAGCAUACAUAAUGUCCUCAGAUCCAGUCUGGUUGUCGGUAACCGAUGGCCUGCUCCGGGGAAUUUCCGUGUGCAAUGAGCGCCUCUCGGACGAAACCUUCGCCAGCACCGUCGAGUAUCUGUUCCGAACCAUCGACAGCCCAAAGUCUGAUCAGCCGACGACCGAAACAGACCUCGAAACGAUCCGCACCGCGUGCCAGCUCGACGAGCCGGAAUUCAAGCUGGUCCUGCAAACGCUGAGCUAUUUGGUGAAGCGAUCGCUCAAGUUCAUGCUGAAACCGUCGGGGCUGCAGGCCGACCUGACCCGCUCCCGGCUCCAGCUGGGCGAGCACAAGUGCAACGCGUUCGUGCGCUGCUGGAUCGCCUCGACGAAGAUUGUACUGGACUCGUUGGACGGGGAGCAGCAGUCCAACCAGCUGGAGGAUGUUUCGUGGAAGGUUCGCGCCCAGCUGUCGUCCGAGCCACGCCAGAAGGACAAGCUGGCGCUGGGGCAGCUCGAGCUGAAGACGAGCAGUAAGUGCGUCAAUCUGGAACUGAACAGCGCGGAGAUUGUCGAGUUGUACAACCAAAUGGAGCGGAUACAGGCGGAACUGGAUGCGUUUGGUGCGAAGACGUGAGAAUUUUAUGUUUUGAAUAAAUGGCUGUGAUAAAUCACUGUCGUGCAGGAAA